UUUUAUGUCUUUAUUUUUUAUUGUUUUUGUUUUGUGAUAUUUGUUACAUUGUGGAAUUAUCGUAUGCUUACCGUAUUUUUUUGAUAUAUAUUUUUUCAGGCCACUGGUUCAGAUGCUCAGCCCAGUGCACCAUUUUCAUCAGGCGUUCGGGGUGCCGAGUACACUGAUUUAGUGGCUCGGUUGGAUAGGAUCGAGGCUGACACUCAGGGUCUGUAUGCUGCUCAUGUCGAGCUGAAGAAGGCAUACGAGACCAGCCAUGUAGAGCUGAAGGGUGGUCAGAACGUAAUUAUGGAGCAGCUCAGACACAUAUUGGCCAUGUUGAAUCGUCCGCCAACGACAGCUUCAGCACCGGAGGCCCCAGCAGAUCCAUCUACCCCACCACCAGCUGCUUCACCCCCAGUAGAAGAGGAUGAGGUCUUCCCCGACGAUUACGAUCCUUAUGAGGGAGCUCCAUCGACUCCGAUCGAGGCACAACCUCUUAUCCAUGUACAUGACACCGAGUCGCAGGGUGAGAUUCUGUCCAUAGAGGCACAACCUGCAGUGGUUAAGAGUCGGAAGAGGAAGAGAAAGCCUCCUGUAUGGUUCGGUGACUAUACGGAGAUGAAGAGGAGACAUAGGCCAUCUUCGACUUUUGAUCCCCUGGAGCCACCGGAUGAGAAAUUGUUAACCACUUUCCGAAAGUGGUGUGUUGGACUCAUUCCGAACCACCGACUUCGGGAUUUGAGAAGUGGUGAUUACGGUCCAGGAUUCUUUUGGAUAAUGCUCACACCAAAGGAAUGGCUUACAGAUGACCAUAUAGAUGCAGCAAUGCAUAUGCUGAGGAGGCGACGCACCGACUAUCCACUGACAUUUCCUCAGAAGGGUAUCAUUCUCUCCACAUUCGUGACUGCCAUGAUGAGCAGUGCAUGGACGAGCCACAAGGGUCCGAGGAAAAACUUUAAAUGGGAGGAUUAUAUCCUGGACUACUGCAAGGGGCUCAUAAGGUAUUGUUUUAGUAAGAUUUUAAAUGUUAAUUGUUUGGGAAGAUUAUUAUGGUUUGUUAAUUGUUUCGUUGUUCUCUGUAAUUACAGUCCCAAGUCUUUGAGAGAUGGAGGGGUAACGAGUUUAUUUACUUUGUUCUGAACCUUCCCGAGGCAAGGCACUGGGUCACAGUUGAAGUCGACAUAGAGCUGUGGAAAAUUAAUGUCUACGACUGUGAUUCCAGCGUCUGUCAUUGGACCGCCUUGGAACCCAUCCUGAAGGUUUGGGCAGAACUGCUGCCCUCGCUAAUCCUUGCAACCGAGGAAUUUCCACAUAACAACCAGAUCAUGGCGUUAGCUAACUGUGACAUCACGGUGCUUCCAAAAAUGCACGCGACUCGAGCCACUCACGACUUAGUUCCGAAGUCAGCAACCAGGUACAUAGCGAUAAAAAAGUACUAUAGUAAUAAAAUAUGUUUUACGUUAGACUGACUUUACAUUUUAUUUUGCAUUUAGUGGUGAUUGUGGCGUCUAUUGCAUUGAGUAUGUGGAGCAUCUCAUGAUGCAGCGUGGAUUGACCGAUGUGACGCCAGACCGGAUAGCUAUGUUUCGUCAACGGUGGUGUGUUGAUUUAUUUUACCAAAAUGUCGGCUGAUUAUAUGUGUAAUUAUUAGGACAUUGUAUAUUUUGUGUAAUUAACAUUACAGUUAUGUAUAUAU
This is a messenger RNA of Cannabis sativa, 1678 nucleotides long. RefSeq lists its product as uncharacterized. The coding region runs from base 289 to 1122 and encodes 277 amino acids. NCBI's taxonomy places the organism in Eukaryota, Viridiplantae, Streptophyta, Magnoliopsida, Rosales, Cannabaceae. The transcript has 2 exons. The record is from RefSeq and is a predicted model, not a curated record.